Molecule: messenger RNA, 833 nt
Organism: Meleagris gallopavo (turkey)
Lineage: Eukaryota; Metazoa; Chordata; Aves; Galliformes; Phasianidae
Source: RefSeq, a predicted model, not a curated record
AUGAAUUACGCGGCCAUCCUUGGGCGAGCAGCCUGCGGAUGGCCGUGCAAUAAAGACCAGUUUCUUCAUGAUGAAGUUCCAUCUUCAGUGUCUCAACUUGCAACAAAGGUUCAAGGUGCAAGUUUCCGGGGUUGGAAGGAAGUGACAUCUAUGUUCAAUAAAGAUGAUGAACAGCAAUUGCUGGCCGGAUGCAAGUCUCCAAAAUCCAAAGGAACAAACCUAAAAUUAAAGGAAGAGAUGAAGUCAGAAAAGAAGCCGGGUUUUUGGGACAGUUUGGUGAUAAAGCAGAACGUCCAGUCUAGGAAACCAGAUGAGAUUGAGGGCUGGGAACCACCACAGAUUACUGCUGCUGAUUCUGCCAGUGAUGCAGCAACUGCUUUAAGUGACUAUUCAGCCUGGUCAGGCUGGGAGGAUGAAACCAAAGGCUCCACAAAGUACACGAACCUGGCCAGCUCAGGAAACAGUUCCAGGUGGAGUAUCAAAUCAGCUGGGAAGCUGGUUAGUAUUAGACGUCAGAGCAAAGGUAACCUUACUGACAACUGGGAAGAACUGGAAUGAUGCUGGUGAUGUGAAAUACUUUGUAGGUAAGAAGAGAAAGGUUCCAUGAUUUACUUGUAUGUUUAAACCAAAAUCAAAUCUGCUCAAUAUUGCACCUUUAUACAGUACUUUGUUUUAUUCUGAUUGUUACAAAUUUUUGCUCACCUGAUAGUAAAUUUUCUUAUUACAUUGUUAAAUAGCUAUGUUUUCCACACUAAAAAAAAAAAGUAGAGAAUCUAUUUUGUGCCUAUAUUUCACAUUCAGACUCUGUGGUUUGUUUGAUUGUUGGUUUUACC